Trichobilharzia regenti is the source of this 720-nucleotide messenger RNA. Lineage: Eukaryota; Metazoa; Platyhelminthes; Trematoda; Strigeidida; Schistosomatidae. The record is from the annotation of a GenBank genome assembly.
AUGCGACAUCCUGAUGAAUUCGUUACAAAAUUAAUCGAAUCAAAUCACUGUGCAGCUGUACAGUGUGUUGGCUUGGUACCUUGCCUUUGGAGGUCAACAACUUCCGAAAUGGGCAAACUAUUUUCUAAGCUUUUUGGAAGUAAAGAGAUGCGUAUUCUGAUGCUAGGCCUUGAUGCUGCUGGGAAAACAACUAUUCUUUACCGAUUAAAGCUUGGAUCAAGUGUCAGCACCAUUCCUACAGUUGGUUUCAAUGUUGAGACUGUAACUUAUGGCAAUGUGAAAUUUAAUGUUUGGGAUGUUGGUGGUCAAGAAAAAAUCAGACCAUUAUGGCGUCAUUAUUUCACUGGAAGUCAAGGUCUUAUAUUUGUUGUGGAUAGUUCAGAUCGAGAUAGAAUAGAAGAAGCCAGGCAACAAUUACAUCGGAUAGCUAAUGAUCGAGAAAUGGAAGAUGCUGUUGUCCUGGUGUUUGCAAAUAAGCAAGAUCUUCCUAAUGUACCAUUGUGGUGAGAGCUGGCUGCUAGCCAAAUUGAUAGCCAGUAAUUUACGUCACUCAAAUAUUUGGAUGAAUAUGAUUAAAUAGGAUAAUAAAGUUUUCAAUAGAUUUACUAUUAUUACCAAUAAUGAGAGUAUCACCUACAUAACGUUUAUACAGCAUAAAUUCUCCAAGCAUACCUUGCAUCUGUCUCUCCAAUUUCGACAUUCAGUUUUAUUAGCUAAUGG